AUGUCCGAGGCGGCCGGAAAUCUCAAUAGCCUCCGCCUGGCGAAUGUAGCCCUGCGAGAAGAAUUAAACGCCCUGCGCGGGGCGAAUGCCAGUUUGGGCCUUCAGCUCGGAAGGGCCCUGGCAGAGGUUAACUCCUUGCGGGGCUCCAUCCGCUGGCCAAUGCCCAGAGUGCCCGUCCUGGCCGAGGAGAAUUUUGAGUUCCCGCUCAGUGAGAUCGACGCCAUUCCCGAGAGAGAACUGCCCUUCUUAUGCUGGCCUCCCCCACGCACGGAGCCCGAGUGUAUCGCAGAUGAACUGAUCAGUGUGAUCCAGGAUUGCGGCAGCCUCGAUGGCCCCAGUGACCCCCCUCUGCUGCCCAACCCGCCACCGCCGGUGCUACCUCCGCCGGAGCCAGAGAAGCCGCCCCCGCAGUCCCCUCUGCCACCGCUGGAGCGGCCUGAGAUGGAGUCCUUUUCAGGCGACCCAGUCUACCUGCCUGAAUUUCUGAUGCAGCUAGAGACCUUCAUAGCCAAUCAUGAGGAUCAUUUCCCUGGGGGCGCCGAGCAAGUGGCUUUUCUGAUCUCCUUUUUCACUGGUGCAGCCAAGAACUGGGCCGUUUCAGUCACCCAGGAAGGAAGCCCCCUGCAUGCCAACUUCCCGCGCUUCCUGGAUGAAAUCCGUAAGGAAUUCUGUGGCCCAAUCCCCCAACGUGUGGCUAAAAAGGCCAUCCGCAAGCUCAAGCAGGGAGAUUGUACCAUCAGCAGCUAUGCAGAUGCUUUUCAGUUCCUGGCCCAAUUCUUGUCUUGGGAUGACUGCCGUCUCCAACACCAGUUUAUCAAAGGUCUGUCAGAAUUUUUCUGCAAGGAGCUUUUAUGGUCACCUGAAAUGGUGGACCUGGAUGAGCUGAUUCUCGAAUGUGUGGAGACAGAAAGAAAAGUCCGUGUCCCCAAGCCAGUCCCGCUCCCUGGGGUUCGCAAUAUCUUCCUCCCUUUUGCUGCUAACCCUAAUGAUGAUGAAAGUGAAGAUGAGGAGUUCUACAGUGAGGAUGAAGAUGAAGAGGCAUGCAAAAGCAGGCUUCACCUGAAGGACCAGUACAGGCGCCUAAGGGCUUUUCGGCAAGAGAUGAAGGAGGGAGAGGAGAUGAGGAAGAAAAAUGAGGAUAAAGAUGAGAGUAAGGAUGAGAAAAAAGAUGAGGAUGGGGGCCAGGAACCAGAGCGGGAGCCAGAACAGGAGCAAGAGAGGGAGGAGAUCUAUGGUGAAGUCCAGGAUGAUGACCUAGAUGAGCUAAUGGAGAUGGAAGAGCCCAUUGCCCAUACUUCAUCCCAGGCAUCUGGCUCCACAAGUGGCAACCAUGCUGAAAAUUUCCUAGGUGCCUCGCUGCCCAUGAUACAGCCUGGCAGACGGAGGAACCAGAAUCGAGUCCCACUUCUGGAGGGCCUCCCCGGUACCAAUUCACCAUUCUACAGUUCUCCACCACCGAUUCACCGUGCAGGUCGCUUGGGGCAUCGCCAAAUUAGAAGACGCCCCCCGGUGCUAUUCCGCCUCACCCCGAGACAGGGGAGCCACCGAUCUGCUCGUGGCCGAAUUCGUGUGUGAGUACUGGGGCAAGAUGGCCACUCACAACACACCCUCCUACU
Molecule: messenger RNA, 1616 nt
Organism: Trichechus manatus latirostris (Florida manatee)
Lineage: Eukaryota; Metazoa; Chordata; Mammalia; Sirenia; Trichechidae
Gene: RTL5
Product: retrotransposon Gag like 5
Exons: 1
Coding region: 1-1575 (524 amino acids)
Source: RefSeq, a predicted model, not a curated record